Molecule: messenger RNA, 1932 nt
Organism: Mugil cephalus (flathead mullet)
Lineage: Eukaryota; Metazoa; Chordata; Actinopteri; Mugiliformes; Mugilidae
Product: GRIP1-associated protein 1-like
Exons: 21
Coding region: 1-1932 (643 amino acids)
Biological process (GO): regulation of recycling endosome localization within postsynapse; neurotransmitter receptor transport, endosome to postsynaptic membrane; regulation of neurotransmitter receptor transport, endosome to postsynaptic membrane
Cellular component (GO): glutamatergic synapse; extrinsic component of postsynaptic early endosome membrane; postsynaptic recycling endosome
Source: RefSeq, a predicted model, not a curated record
AUGAGUACGAGUGUCUCAGAGAAGACAGCGCUGGGCUGGUCGGAGCUGGAGACGUCCCUGAACACCGAGCGGGAGGAGAAGAGGCUCCUGAGGGAGCAGAUCCACCACCUGGAGCUGUCUGAGAAGUUGAAGAAGAAGCAGGAGAGUUUCCAGCGUCUGCAGACAGAAAAGGAGGUUCUGUACAACGACAGCAGGACAAAGAUUGAGGAGAUGAACCAGAGGAAAGAGGAAGAGGUGAAGGCCUUGAACACUCGCAUCCAGAAGCUGCAGUCGGACGUCACGGCAGCCAAUCAGACGGCAGCAGAGCUGAGGGAACAGCUGCAGAGCAAAGAGAAGGAACAUGAAGUGGCUGUAAACGCCCUGAAAGACCAGGUAGCAAGUCAGAGUGCAGUCAGUCAGGAGCAGGUGGACAACAUCCUGCAGGAGAACGAUGCUCUGAGGACAAACCUAGCCGCUCUAGAACAGAUCCAGACGGUGAAGACUCAGGAGAUGAAUCUGUUGAGGGACCAACAGGAGGCGCUAACGGCCGAACGGGAGAACCUGUUGGCCCAGAGGGACGACCUGGAGUCACAGCUACAGGAGUCCAGCUUUGCCAACAGGAAGUUGUUGGAGCAGUUAACAGAAGAAGGACACGAGAAGGACAAACUGCUGCGAGAACUGGACGAGGCCAAGAAGACUGCAGAGAAGAGGAAGUCCAUGUUGGACGACAUGUCCAUGCAGCUGAACCAGGAGAAGUCCGUCCACAAGGAGGCGCUGUCAGACCUGAGGCUGCAGCACGAGAAGGAGGUCCUGGGGGUGAGGGCUCGCUAUGAGAAGGAACUGCGAGGACUCCAUGAGGACAAGAAUCGCUCUGAGGAGGAAAUACGUCAGCAGCUCAGGGAGGAGAAGGCUCGGACCAGGGAGCUAGGGGGGUUCCAGGUCCAGGUGGAGGAGCUUCAGGCUCAGCUUCAGUCCAUGGAGGAAACCAGAGGCUGCUUGGAGGGACGGCUCCAGGAAGCCCAGAACAACAUAGAGAAGAACUCUCUUCAACACCAGGAGGAGCUACAGCGUCUGCAGAGAGAACACAGUUUACAGCUGCAGGACAUGCUGUCAGAGAUGCAGGUAUUGAAGCAGCAGCUGCUGGAAGUGGACAGACAGAAGGACGAACACAUGGACACGAUUGGAAAACUGAGACAGGAGAUAAAGGACACUGUAGACGGACAGAGAAUUCUGGAGAAGAAAGGCAGCGCAGCGCUGAAGGACUUGAAGCGCCAACUGCAGCUAGAGAGGAAGCGGGGGGACAAACUCCAGGAGAGACUCCAGGACAUUCUGACCAACAGUAAAACCAGGACAGGCUUGGAGGAUCUGGUCCUGUCUGAGAUCAACAGUCCCAGUCGGACUCAGCAGACCGGAGACUCGUCCUCCGUCUCGUCCUUUUCCUACAGAGACAUGAUGAAGGAGACUCAGCCGGCCAAUCAGAGCAAGGUGGGUGGAGCCAGAUCAGGUGGAGGCAGUCCUCAGUCCCAGCGUCCGGACUUAUCUGAGGAGGAGGUGGGGGAGUUAUUCCAGCGGCUCGCUGAGGUCCAGCAGGAGAAAUGGAUGCUAGAGGAGAAGGUGAAGCAUCUGGAGGUGAGCUGCUCCUCGAUGGCUGAGGACAUCUGCAGGAAGAGCUGCAUCAUCCAGACCUACGUCAUGGACAGCCGCAGAGAUGUCUCAGGUGGAGUAGCAGGAGGUGCCCAGGGGGACAGAGGAGGUCUGAGUUCUGUCCUCAGAGAUCUGGUGAAACCAGGAGACGAGAAUCUGAGAGAAAUGAACAAGAAGCUUCAGAACAUGUUGGAGGAGCAGCUCACCAAGAACCUGCACCUGCACAAGGACCUGGAAGUUUUGUCCCAGGAAUUAGUCCGACUCAGUAAAGACACCAGUCCUGGUGGAGGUGCUGCUGGGUCCGGAUGA